Messenger RNA from Dictyostelium discoideum AX4, 1467 nucleotides. RefSeq lists its product as hypothetical. The record is from RefSeq and is a predicted model, not a curated record. Gene Ontology annotation, cellular component: membrane. Gene Ontology annotation, molecular function: acyltransferase activity; acyltransferase activity, transferring groups other than amino-acyl groups. NCBI's taxonomy places the organism in Eukaryota, Evosea, Eumycetozoa, Dictyosteliales, Dictyosteliaceae. Bases 1 to 1467 code for a protein of 488 amino acids. The transcript is spliced from 6 exons.
AUGGGGAAAGAAAGUAGUGAUAAUUCAUCAUUAUCGUCAUCAUCAACUACUACCUCACAAUCAUCAUCUUCUUCUUCUUCCUCUUCUUCAUCAAAAUCAUCAUUAUCAUCAUCAUCAUCAUCAACCAAUACAAGUAAAAAUAGUGGUAAAGGAUCUUCAUUGGAGAUAAAUCAAGAUCCAUGGUCAUUAUUAUUACCAACCAAUACAAGUGAAAUCGAUGAAAUCUCAAAAUUAAUUGAAGAGAAAUUACUUAAACAAUUAAAUAAACAGGUUAAUCCUUCUAAAAAAUUCAAUUUAUAUGAUGUAGCACCAUUUAUAACUGAUGGAGCUGAAGUAUUAUUAGAUGAUGAGUUUAGUAAAUGUUUCAAUUCACCAGAAAUUCAUGCAUGGAAUUGGAACAUAUAUUUAUAUCCAGGAUGGUUGUUUGGUUGUUUUAUUAGAUAUUGUAUCCUCUUUCCAUUAAGACUAACUUGUUUAAUAGUUGGUUGUUUCUUAUUUGCAAUUGCUUUCUUUUUAUCGACAACAUUUGUAAAGAAUGAAAAAAGAAAAAAAAAUUAUCAGAGAAAAUGUAUUCACUUUUUAGCAAUGGUAUUUAUUAUGUCAUGGUCAGGUGUUAUUAGAUAUCAUGGAGUUAAACCACUUAGAAAAAAGAAUCAAAUCUUUGUUGCAAAUCAUACCACCGUUAUGGAUGUUGUAGUUUUACAAAGUCAAUUUUGUCAUGCAUCUGUUGGUCAAAAACAUAAAGGUUUAAUUGGUUUCAUUCAAGAUUAUAUUUUAAAUUGUAUUGGUUGUCUUUGGUUUGAUAGAGCUGAAUCAAAAGAUAGAUUAUUAGUUGCACAACAAAUUUCAAAACAUAUUGAAAAUGAAAAUAAUGACCCAUUAUUAAUUUUCCCAGAAGGUGUAUGUGUUAAUAAUCAAUAUUGUGUUAUGUUUAAAAAAGGUGCAUUUGAAUUACCAAAUGUUAUUAUCUAUCCAGUUGCAAUCAAAUAUAAUACAUUAUUUGUUGAUGCAUUUUGGAAUUCAAAGAAACAAUCAUUUAUUAGACAUAUGUUUAAUUUAAUGACAUCAUGGGCAUUUGUUUGUGAUGUUUGGUAUUUAGAACCACAAACAAUUAGAGAAGGUGAAACAGCAACACAAUUUGCUAAUCGUGUUAAAGCAAUGAUUGCAAAGAAAGCUGGUAUCAUAAAUGUACCAUGGGAUGGUUAUUUGAAAUACUUUAAACCAGGUUCAAGAUUUGCUGAACAUAAACAAAAGAUUUUUGCUUCUCGUUUUAAAAAGAAAUUUGAAGAACAAUUAAAUAAUAGUAACAAUAAUAUUAAUAAUAGUUUUGGUAGUGAUGAAAAUGAAAUUGAAAAUGAUGAACAAGAUAAUAAUAAUAAUAAUGAAUCCUCAAAUAGUAGUAUCGAAAAAGAUAAUAAUACUUCUUCAAGUAUUAAACAAAGAAAAUUGGCAACCCCAAACGAAUAA